Sinocyclocheilus grahami is the source of this 3414-nucleotide messenger RNA. RefSeq names its product tripartite motif containing 46b (gene trim46b). Gene Ontology annotation, biological process: neuron migration; microtubule bundle formation; anterograde synaptic vesicle transport. The coding region runs from base 168 to 2462 and encodes 764 amino acids. The transcript has 12 exons. Gene Ontology annotation, cellular component: main axon. Lineage: Eukaryota; Metazoa; Chordata; Actinopteri; Cypriniformes; Cyprinidae. The record is from RefSeq and is a predicted model, not a curated record. Gene Ontology annotation, molecular function: protein binding; zinc ion binding.
GUUUGAGACUGAGAGCGUCGGGUUGAAAGCAUCUCCAGCUGCGUGCGGAUGUAGCGACAUCCUACUAACCUACAUUUCAACCUGAAAGAGGCAAUGGCGGACGACGGAAGAUUUCCUCAUUGACAUAUGAUGAACUUCUGCAACGAAACGAAACUUAAACGUCCAAAAUGAAGAGUAUGGAGCAGGAAUUGCUGUGUCCUGUGUGCAAGGACAUUGUGAAGCAGCCUAUUGUACUUCCCUGCCUGCACAGCGUGUGUCUCAUGUGUGCCUCCGAGGUGCUGGUUCAGAGCGGGUAUCCCCAGCCCGAGCUCCCUCCGGAGCCCAACUCGCCCGCUUCCACCCCCAACACACGGUCCCCACGGCAGAUGCGCAGACCCAUGCCUAAGUCUGACCGCGUGGACCGCCUGUUGCGCUCAGGUUCUGGGACGUACCCAGGCCGCAGGCGAAAGGAAGGCCCUCCACCUCUCAUGCUUUUUCCUUGCGCCCCCUGUGGACGAGAUGUAGAACUAGGUGAGAGAGGACUGGCUGAGUGCAUGAGGAACCUUACACUGGAGAGAAUUGUAGAAAGGUACAGGCACACAGUGAGUUUGGGCAGUGUGGCUGUGAUGUGUCAGUUCUGUAAACCCCCACAGGCCCUGGAGGCCACUAAAGGCUGUGCUGACUGCAGAGCCAGCUUCUGUAAUGAGUGCUUCAAACUCUACCACCCCUGGGGCACUCCACGCGCCCAGCAUGAACAUGUUCAGCCCACCCUCAACUUCAGGCCAAAGGUGUUGACAUGCCCAGAACAUGAUCAGGAGAGGCUGCAGUUUUACUGUAAGUCAUGUCAAAUGCUGCUUUGUUCACUCUGUAAACUGCGUAGAAUCCAUGCGGGUCACAAGAUUGCGCCCGUUACCCAAGCCUACCAGACUCUUAAGGACAAGAUCAUCAAGGAGCUGAACUACAUCCUGUCCAAUCAGGACAUGGUGUUGACUCAGAUCACACAACUGGAAAAUGCCAUCACUCAAACUGAGGUGAACAGCGUAUCAGCCAAAGAACAGCUCUCUCACUGCGUGAAGGAGAUAAUGGCGUUGCUGACCGAGCGGCAGACAAUGCUGGCCCAGGCUCUGGAAAGCUCACGGCAGAGAAGGGCAGAGGCUUUGGCCAAUCAGGUGGCCGAAAAACGGAGCCUGCUGGAGCAUGCCGGCUUGAUGGCUUUCACUCAAGAGCUGCUCAAAGAAAAUGACCCAUCGAGCUUUGUGCAUGCAGCCAGAAUAACACACAACAGAUUGGCCCAGUCUAUUGAAUCUAUGCAGCGUUUCUCUCUCUCUGCUGAUCCUUCAUUCCGACACUUCCAGCUUGAUGUUUCCAGAGAGCUCAAACUCCUCACAGACCUGAACUUCAUUCAGGCCCCUCUCGCUCCUGUGAUUGACACCCAGCGAACCCUCGCCUACGACCAGCUCUUCUUGUGCUGGAGGUCGCCUCAAGACUCCACUCCUGCCUGGCAUUACUCUGUGGAAUUCCGGCGGCGGGGGGUGGUGCCAGGGGGCGGGGCAAGAGGGGGUAUUCGCGGGGGAUUGGCUACUGCUCGUUGGGGCUGGCAGAGAUUGGAGGAGGUGACCGGGACCUGUGCGGUGAUUGACAGGCUGGAGAUGGACAGUGUGUAUGUGCUGAGGGUGAGAGGCUGCAACAAGGCCGGCUUUGGCGAAUACAGUGAGGAAGUAUAUUUACACACACCACCAGCUCCAGUGUUGAAUUUUUACCUGGACUCUCGUUGGGGUCUGCACGCGGACAGAAUGGUGGUGAGUAAGGAGCAGAGGUGUGCUCGCAGUGUGCCCGGUCUCUCUCUGCUGCAGGCCGCCGAUCGGGCCCUCACUUCCUGUCACCUGACAGCUGAUCUGCUUGUGGGUGACGUGGCCAUAACGCAGGGCCGACACUAUUGGGCAUGCUCAGUGGAGCCUGGCUCAUAUCUGGUUAAGGUUGGAGUGGGCCUGGAGUCCAAACUUCAGGAGUGGUUUCAUCUGCCUCAAGAUAUGGCUAGUCCAAGAUAUGAUCCAGACAGUGGCCAUGACAGUGGAGCCGAGGAUUCGUCGGAUUCUCCUCCCCCUUUCUCUUUCCUCACAAUGGGCAUGGGCAAGAUCUUCCUGCCCUCCUCCGCCAACUCCCAUCACACCAACGCCAAUUACAGAGAGUCUGGCUUCACUAAUGGCAACGGUCCUUCAUCGCCAACUGGCGUCACCUAUCCACUGCCUCCGAGACUAGGAGUGUGUCUUGACUUUGAGAAGGGGCGUGUCACGUUUUACGAUGCCCACUCUCUCCGCCCACUAUGGGAGGGGCCUGUGGACUGCUCCGCCCCUGUGUGCCCUGCUUUCUGUUUCAUUGGAGGCGGAGCUCUGCAGCUACAGGAGCUGGUAGCCAAUCGUAAUGCAAAUCAAACCCCUGUAAGACGAGUCACUAUUCAAUCACGUGUUACGAAACUGAACUGAACUCUGAUUGAUUAUCAUUUUUAUAAUUCGAUUUUAGAGACAGUUGUUUUUAAUUGCACCCUAUAUCAAUCUCUGCUUAUUUUUCUUUUUGUUUUGAGAGGCCUUUAUUGCUGCACUGCUUGCUGAAUUACUGAUGAAUUAUUAAUUUGCUGAUGCUACCUAUAUACCCAAGAAAACUAUUUAAAAUGCAUAUUCACCUAUAUACACACACACACACACACACACACACACACACACACACAUAUAUGCAAAAAUAUAUGUUUCCCAACUUAUAAUCAGCGACCUCUCUGUUCCAAUGUAGGAAAUGUGCCUCAGUUUUUUUUAUACCAGAUUCCUCCCACACUGCGGAUAUUGUAGUGAUAUAAUAUACCUUGUAUUAAAGUUUUUUUUGUUUAUUAAUCUCCAAACAGAGCAGAAAUUCCAGACUGUUACACAAGGCUUCAUUUCGUAACCCAUAAUACAACCGUAAACAUCUGCUCUUUUAACCUCUAGCCAUGUGCUUUCAGGACAGACCUGUCAAACUCUCUCAGCUGUCAACUGGAGCAUUUACAAAUAUAUUUACUCAACAUACAUCUAAUGCCAGACCAAAUGCUUCUCGCUGCUCAUUUUUGCCUUAGAUGGUUAAGAAGAAUUUUGAUUUGUUGAAAUAUGUGGCUUCUAGACUGCAGUGGAUAUAUAAAAGGACUUUUUCUGAGUAAUUUAUUAGGACACACUUACCUUAUAGCUUACACAAAUUGUUGUUUUGAAUUCCCAUAUGCUAUUGAACAAUUGGAAAAUAUUUAAAGCUAAAUGAAUUAAGCGAAGCCUCUUAAGAAUGAAAAUCGUCAGUGCAAUAGAUUGGAAGUGCACUGCUUUGCUCUGUAUUUAGAGAAUAUUUUUUAAUGUGCUUGAUUUCAGUCCAGCCUAAAGCUGUGCUUGCCUGGAAUGGUUUUAGUGUGUAGUUUGAAUCUUG